AUGCACUUGCAUCUUUCAAGCCAGAGUUCCAGAGAUGCAAAUGAGAACAAUAUACAGGCUAUUGAAGAUCAAGGAAUCAUUUUAAAGCAAGGCUAUUUGGAAAAGAGAGCUAAAGAUUCCAAAAUCUUUGGCUCUGAGUGGCAAAAGAGAUGGUGUGUUCUUGACAAUACAGCUUUCUACUAUUAUGCAAAUGAAAAAAGCAAACAACCAAAAGGCAUAUUUGCUAUUGAGAGCUACCAUGCUCAGUUGGCUCCCUAUCUGCGCAAGGAUUCCCGAAGAGAUUGCUGCUUUGAGUUGACUUCUCCUGAUAAACGGACCUAUGAGUUCACAGCUGCUAAUCCUGCAGAAGCUAUAGACUGGGUGGAUCAUAUCACAUUUCUGCAGAAAGAUAUGAACUCCUUCAUAAUCCCCUGUGAGGAAGAAGAGGAGGAGGAAGAAGAAGAGGAGGAAGAAGAAGAGAACGAAAAGGACUACCAUAAUACUGACAAAGAAGAGGCCUAUGAUGACAUAGAGAGUUUUGAUAUCCCAAGUGUAACAUUUAAUCAGGAUUCCAGUUUAGAUCUGGAUAAAGAGGAGACCAUGGCGCAAGGCAAAGAGGGCAUUUAUGAAGUUCUUCCAGAUGAGGAUCUCAACAUGUUUGCUCAGGAUGACAGGGAAAAUGCUGGAAACAUCAAAAAUAAAGGAUUCAUAAGACGUUAUGCAAAUUAUUAUCAAAGUCUGUGGAACUGCACAGGGGGCCACCCAGAUGAACUUUCCUUUCAAAGGGGUGAUUUGAUAUACAUUAUUAGUAAGGAAUAUAACAUGUAUGGUUGGUGGGUCGGAGAGCUGAACAACAUCGUGGGGAUUGUCCCAAGGAACUAUCUCAUGCCUGCCUAUGAUCUAGAAGAAUGA
This is a messenger RNA of Notechis scutatus (mainland tiger snake), 891 nucleotides long. The record is from RefSeq and is a predicted model, not a curated record. NCBI's taxonomy places the organism in Eukaryota, Metazoa, Chordata, Lepidosauria, Squamata, Elapidae.